Molecule: messenger RNA, 2613 nt
Organism: Exophiala dermatitidis NIH/UT8656
Lineage: Eukaryota; Fungi; Ascomycota; Eurotiomycetes; Chaetothyriales; Herpotrichiellaceae
Product: 3-phosphoinositide dependent protein kinase-1
Exons: 2
Coding region: 1-2613 (870 amino acids)
Biological process (GO): intracellular signal transduction; peptidyl-serine phosphorylation
Molecular function (GO): ATP binding; protein serine/threonine kinase activity
Source: RefSeq, a predicted model, not a curated record
AUGGCUGAUCUCUCGCUCGGCCCCUUGAGGAUCGCGAAUCCUGAUGACGCUGCCCCGGACACCCCAUUGCAGCCUCAGCCUGCGGUCGGUACCUUCCCGCAGAUAUCGCCUAUGAUCGACGGCAAUGGAAGACCAGAUUAUCUUUCUGUGGCGCCCGGGCGAUCCUAUAGUCCUGUAUCUCCCCUAUCAAGCGUUAUGGCAGAAGAAGUCCCUUCGCAAGCGGCAGCGGCGGCAUCGUCGGACGGCUUUCCCAGUUCCACCACUCCAGCCUCGAACCAGAAUCAGCGCCUACCGGAGCGUCCUUCCCAGCGUCAAAAUAUCCCUCCUACCUACCAAGAUCAGCAACAAGCGCAAUUCCCUCAGUAUCCGACGAUGGUUCCCCAGAAUUUGCACGAUUCCCGAUCGAACGCUGGCCGACCUGGUUCCGUCUAUUACACGCAGGUGCCUGUCAAUGGAGCAUCGAGUAAUGGUGUAUCGCGACAAGGCUCGUACCGGGUUCGGAGUGACGGUUCGGCUUCCAGCGGAUUUCCUCAGCGGACAUCGUCGAAACGGUCAGGAAUGGGAGAUGUGGCCGGGGUACCCUCAAGAGACGAUACUCAUACUGAAAGAGCGUACGGUCAGGGGCAGUACACAACCGGGAAUGCUCCGGUUCCUCCGCGGCGAACAUCUCGAGGCGUGGCUGGUCCCCGUAUGGGAACCACACCGACUGGCACUACUCCACCAUCCACCUCGGCCAAAUCGUCACAAAACCCAUUAUCCACCUCGCCAUACAACACGGAAGACCGUCCUCUAAGCAGUUCGGAGGAGUGGCAGGAACGCGGUGCGGCUGUUGGGAUCAAGCGAGAGUAUGAUGCGGAGGGCCGGCCGGUCCUCAAAGCGGUCAAGAAAGGUGUGAAAGACUUCAACUUUGGUCAGACCCUCGGUGAGGGCUCCUACAGUACUGUUCUUGCCGCCACGGACCGCCAGAGCGGGAAGCAAUAUGCCAUUAAAGUGCUCGACAAAAGACAUAUCAUAAAAGAGAAAAAGGUCAAAUACGUCAAUAUUGAGAAGGACACACUGAAUCGGCUGACGGACCAUCCGGGAGUGGUGAGACUUUACUACACAUUUCAAGAUGAGAGGUCAUUAUAUUUUGUCCUGGAUUUAUGUCCUGGCGGUGAACUGUUGGGUGUGCUCAAACGGAUGUCCACGUUUGAUGAAGAAUGCACCCGGUUCUAUGGGGCGCAAAUCCUGGAUACAAUCGAGUAUAUGCACAGCCGCGGGGUCAUACAUCGAGACCUGAAGCCAGAGAAUCUCUUGCUGGAUGAGAACAUGCACAUCAAGGUGACCGACUUUGGCACGGCGAAACUUUUACCGGAAAAGAGGACUGCUGAUGGCAGAAUUGAAUUUGAACCGGAUUCUACUUCGGAGGAAAACAGGGCCAACUCAUUCGUGGGCACUGCGGAAUAUGUGAGCCCGGAACUACUGACAGACAAGAACGCUUGCAAGGCCAGUGACUUGUGGGCCUUUGGCUGCAUCAUCUACCAACUCUUAGCCGGCCGACCGCCGUUCAAGGCCGGCAACGACUAUCAGACCUUUCAGAAGAUCGUCAACCUCGACUAUGAGUUUCCUCGAGGCUUUCCAGAGGUUGCCCGUGAUCUGGUGGAGCGGUUACUUGUCCUGGACCCUCAGAGGCGGUUAUCUCUGGAACAUGCCAAAAACCAUGCCUUCUUUGCUGGCAUACAAUGGGGUCGGGGUUUAUGGCAACAAAAAGCCCCUCGGUUGAAACCGUAUGUCCCCCCACCACAACCGCCGAUAAAGUUGAACGGAAACCAUGCUCAAAACAAUUACCUUCCCGACGUCCCUUCUCACAGCACCCACUCGACCAUGCUCCCGCCGAACAACCAGAAGCCACAUCCGAGAGUCAUCACCCAACUACCUCCCCCUAGCCAGUUGGAUAUUGAAUGGUCUCCGGUUCUUACACGAAGCAAUGAGAGGAUCCUUAAGCUGGGUAACUUGUCUGUGGUCUCGUCACCGAAUCCUCACAGCCCGCACGGAAAUGAGGGUGGAGGCAAGUUGGCCAGACUGUUCGGCGGGAGUAACACGAAAAAGCGGCAACGCCUCGUCAUGGUCACAUCAAGUGCACGCAUCAUCAUUGCUCCUGCUGGUGGAGAGGAGAAGAAGUCCAAGUCGGAAAUCUCGCUCCUUGCGCCGGGGACAGAGUUUUCCAGCGCUACAGACUCUAAGGGGGUGACCCAGUGGAUAGUCAACACACGGGAUCGACAUUAUGUCUUCGAAGAUCCGAAGCCAGCCUCUAACGAUCCCAUGGCGACUGCUGUGUCGGCUCAAGAAUGGCUGGACGCCUUAGUACGUGCUCGGGAAAUUGCAACAUCUAUGCAGAACUCCAGUAAUACCUAUUCGAAUGAUGACACUCUCAACUUGUCGUCUUCGGCGCUGUCCAGUCAUGCGAGCACUAUCGACCAAUCUACAGAUAUAAGCCCUCACUCUGCCAGCCACGGGCACACAGGACGAAUGAUACUACACAAGCAACACUCCGGUGGCGAUACCGAGUCGCUCAAAGGGCGAAAGCGCUUCAGCAAGCGACAGUCUAAGAGCGGCUUGACCGCAGUGUUUUGA